AUCCAGCCCCUGACCUUGGCCUCAGCAGCUCCAAUAGAGCUCCCGACCUCAGAGAGAGCAGCUCCAGGGAGUGAGAGCUGCCCGGCCCCUCCCUGCCUCCCUCACCCUCCAUGUGGCGAGGAGAAGGACAUCUGGAUCCCCUUCCUGACAGCUUCAUCUUGCAGCCACCAAUCUUUACCCCGUAAUCCCCUAUGUCACAACAAUCUUUGGUGGCCUUCAUGCUGGGAAGAUGGUCGUGGUCCAGGGCGUGGUCCCACCUGAUGCUCAGAGGUUUCAGAUCGAUUUCCAGUGUGGCUGCAGCCUGCAGCCCCGGCCAGAUAUAGCCGUUCAUUUUAACCCUCGAUUCUACACCACUAAGCCCCAUGUCAUCUGCAACACCCUGCACCGAGGGCGAUGGCAGUGGGAGGCACGCUGGCCCGAGCUGGCCCUGGGCAAAGGGGACGGCUUCCUGAUCCUCUUCCUCUUUGGAAAUGAGCACGUGAAGGUGAGCGUGAAUGGCCGACACUUCCUCCACUAUCCCUACCGGCUCCCACUGUCAAGAGUGGACACCCUGGGCAUCUACGGCCAUGUUUUUGUGAAAGCCGUCGGAUUCCUCAAUAGCAAUCCUUUCUUGCUGAAAAGCUCCAGACUGGCAGUUCCUUGCACUUGGCCUCUUCCCAGGGGACUGUGGCCAGGACAGGUCUUCGUGGUGCGGGGCCUCAUCUGUCCCAACCCUCAGGAAUUCACACUGAGCCUGCGGGACGAUUCCACCCACCCCACUGUGACGCUUAAGGUUUGCUUUAGGAAUAGGACAUUGGCUUGGAUCUCCCCAUGGGGCCGGAAGGAGCCCAUCUCGGCCCCUUUCCUCUUUCACCCACAGCGCUUCUUCGAGGUUCUGCUCCUGCGCAGGGACAAUGACCUCAAGAUGGCCCUGAAUGGGAAUGCAGUGGGGGCAGCCAGCCUGGGGCAGCGGGCCCUUGGGCGCCUCCGGGAGAUUCGGAUCAGCGGCAGCGUGGAGCUCUACUGCGUCUGGUGCUAGGGGCCCACGGGAGCAUCCCUGGCCCUGGGCCACCCCAGGGCCUGUCCAUCGGGAGCCUGGGCCUCUGUCAGCUGCCCCGUCCGAUUCCUGAAUCUUAUGCUGGCUUCAUUCCCCAGCUGGCUUCAGAGGUGCAGGGAUGCCCACCCUCUCACCCUAGGGGUGCCUGAUCAAACUAGCAGAGAUCUUGGGCUGACUCAUGCUUCGCCAGGGAUGCAUGCCAAUCCACUAGGUAGAGGGAGAACUGGUGUUUGUUUUUCGGAGUGGAAGGGAGAAGGUAACCUUUACGCCUUGUGGGGUUAGGCCCUGCCAGGCCUAAGGCACAGACAGAGUGUAAUACUCCGUGUGUGACCUGAACCAGGGCAGGACACAGGGAGGCCCAACAGAGGCUAGUGACAAGAGAUGUUUGUCUUUCUUUGUAUCCCAGCAGCACUCAGCACAGUGCCUGGCACACAGUAGGUACUUAAUAAAAGCUUGACUUGAUGUCGCUCUGAG
Molecule: messenger RNA, 1510 nt
Organism: Phascolarctos cinereus (koala)
Lineage: Eukaryota; Metazoa; Chordata; Mammalia; Diprotodontia; Phascolarctidae
Source: RefSeq, a predicted model, not a curated record